Molecule: messenger RNA, 507 nt
Organism: Eimeria necatrix
Lineage: Eukaryota; Apicomplexa; Conoidasida; Eucoccidiorida; Eimeriidae
Exons: 1
Source: RefSeq, a predicted model, not a curated record
AUGCCCCGAGGGUUUCCCGCAGCUCGGGGGCCGGGGGCCCCUCAGGCGGCGACAGCAGCAGCAGCUGCAUCGCGCGAAGCAGCAGCAGCGACCGCGUCGGCAGUGAAGGAUGGGGACUCUCUGCUUUCUCACCGUACAGAGGACUACUCUUUGCUGCAGCAGCUGCAGGAGGUGCUGCAGCGGUACACCUCCCUGCAGCAGCAGCAGCAGCAGCAGCAGCAGCAGCCGCAGCCGCAGCCUCCGCAGCCGCAGCAUCCGCAGCCAGGUCUCCUGAGGAGCCUGUCAGUGGGUCCCUUCUUUUCGUCUCCUGAAGCAGCAUCAGCAGCUUCCCCCGCGUUAGUGGCGGAGGCUGCAGAGGGAGCAGCAGCAGCAGCAGCAGCAGCAGCAGCAGCAGGAGGCGCGGGCGUGUCGCUGUCAUGCGGCGACUGCGUGUCGCAGAGCAGCAGCAGCCACAGCAGCAGCAGCAGCCACAGCAGCAGCAGCCCCGCGCCGCCUUCGAGCGCCCGG